This is a messenger RNA of Ambispora leptoticha, 726 nucleotides long. Lineage: Eukaryota; Fungi; Glomeromycota; Glomeromycetes; Archaeosporales; Ambisporaceae. The record is from the annotation of a GenBank genome assembly.
AUGGCAUUUAAAAAUUCAAAAAUAUUAACAAACAAAAACGAUAUGUUAAUGACAGCGCAAUUCUCUUCAUGCCUUGACUCCAAUUUUAGCAAAACAGACACCGAUACUCUUUUUUCAAACACAAAAAAUGAUUUCCUUACUGAUGACUUAACACGUGCCCAAAUAUUAUUAGAAUAUCUAAAUAUUGGAGAGCGAAAUAAUAAGAAGGUUUCCGAAAAUGAGUCUCUGAUUGAUCCUAAUACUUUACAUUUUGAAAAUUUUGACGGGGUCUAUUAUGAGGAGGAAUCAGUUUCUACGGAACAUUUAACACAUCAGCAACAGUAUUAUGAAACCAAUUUUGCGUGCAGAGAUUAUUAUUCCGACAGCAUUUCUACAAUUGAUGAUGAAAGUUUACAUACAAUUGAAGACGAAUCCAUUACAUCACGUCCAUUCAAUCAACAAUUGUCUAAAGAACUAAAUAACGCAUUCAUCACCUCAAAUAACAAAGAAAUCAAUAACAACAAUAAUGAUAGUUAUCAUUCAUACGUUCCAAUUGAUGAAUGGAAAAAAUCGUUUCAAUAUGAUACUGAAGAGCUUAUUUCGAAUUUCGAAAUGAACUCGCAUAAGCGGCAUCGAAUUUCCAUGAUUAUGCAUUACGAGCGACAGAUGCGACAGAUGGAACAGGAAAUUGAGGAUCGAUUGAUUGAGCAGGAGGUUUUGGAGUGGGUGGAUGGGAUUGAGCCUUGA